GUAUUGAAAAACCACAUUUACAAUGUCAUUGCCAGUGAUUUAUCUCACCAGGAAAGAAACGUUCAGCGCUUGUCAUCGAUUGCACAGCUUAUUGUUAUCUCCGGAGGCAAAUGAAGCGUUAUAUGGAAAAUGCAACAAUUAUAAUGGUCAUGGUCAUAAUUAUACAGUCGAAGUAGUUCUUAAAGGGCCUGUUGAUCCGCACACAGGAAUGGUUAUGAAUAUCUCAGAACUGAAGAAAUAUAUGGAUGAAGCAAUUAUGCAGCCUCUAGAUCACAAGAAUUUAGAUAAGGAUGUCCCAUAUUUUCAAAGUGUGAUAAGUACGACUGAAAAUCUUGCGAUAUUUAUUUGGAACAGUUUGAAGAGUUUACUACCUCGUCCAGAACUGCUGCAUGAAGUUCGUUUAAGGGAGACUGAUAAAAAUUCUGUGUGUUAUCGAGGAAAUUUCUCAAAUAGCGUAAAAAAUGAUCGGCGAGUUUCAGAAAAUGUUGGAUCUACCAUGUCAUCAGAUUCUGAUUAAUUAACAUAAACAAUAAAGACUAUACAGAAGAUAUUAUAUAAUAGUAAGUCUCUGUAAAUUCCUUAAAAUUUGCAUAGUUUCUUAUGAGGGGUAGAGAUUAAAUUUAACUGUUAACCCUUUAACUUACGAUUUAGAUUCGAAAAUGUCGGCCCAAAGUUGUUCAAGCUGGCGCGGCGUUUGUCACUAUUUUCUCGCAUAGUGUACGGUUUAUCACAAAAGUAAAAAUAAUUUUGUGUUUUAUAGUUUUAUAUGAAAAAAUAUUUUGUAAUACUUGCGUUCACCAUACCGGGCCAUGCCCGAAAUGCGUAAUAUUUGCUUCUUUCCCUAAUAUCGUACGCGGGUUAUGCCCGUAAUAUUCACUUUUGGCCUAGCAAUCGCACGCGGGCUCUGCUCGUCAUUUUAAGUUAAGGGGUUAACUGAAUUUAUCUUUAAUCUUAAUUCAAUUUGUCUAAAACUAAAAAAGUAUCAUUAAAAAAGUCUAAAUUAAAGCCAGCAAUUUUAACCGUUUAAGUGCGAAUCAUCGCUGCA
This is a messenger RNA of Ctenocephalides felis (cat flea), 1045 nucleotides long. Its product is annotated as 6-pyruvoyl tetrahydrobiopterin synthase-like. Gene Ontology annotation, biological process: tetrahydrobiopterin biosynthetic process. Gene Ontology annotation, molecular function: 6-pyruvoyltetrahydropterin synthase activity. The record is from RefSeq and is a predicted model, not a curated record. Gene Ontology annotation, cellular component: mitochondrion. Lineage: Eukaryota; Metazoa; Arthropoda; Insecta; Siphonaptera; Pulicidae. The coding region runs from base 23 to 517 and encodes 164 amino acids. The transcript is spliced from 4 exons.